AUGUCAUACAACAACUACGGCGGCGAAGCUCAAGGCUACUACGGUGGUGGCCAGCAGCAGCAGGGCUAUGGCUCUGGAGCUCCACCAAACCAGUACGGCGACAACCAGAGCUACGGCAGCCCUCAACAACACAACAACCAAUACGGUGGUCCUCAGCAAGGCCAAUACGGCAACGAGCAACACUAUGGCGGCCCCCAGCACGACCAAGGAUACGGACAGCAAGACAGCUAUCAAUCUCACCAGCAAGGCUAUGGUCAACCUCAACAGCCCUUGACUGCUCGCGACGAGUAUCCCUCCCAGACACACGGCGGCUACGGCGGCAACACCUCCUACCAAGGCUCCGAGUCUGCCCCUUAUGCACCAAACCAACCUUCAUAUGGUGGUCAGCCUGGAGUUGAAGGCGACCGUGGCAUGAUGGGAGCUCUUGCUGGAGGUGCUGCCGGUGCAUACGGAGGACACAAGAUGAACCACGGCAUCAUUGGUGCCAUCGGUGGUGCCUUUGCUGGCUCCAAGCUCGAGGACUUUGGCAAGGACCACAAGCAGAAGAAGGAUGAGGAGAAAUAUGCACAACAACAUCAAGGUUACGGGGCUCCUAGUAACUACGGUAGACCCGGCAGAAGAGAUAGCAACUCGAGCUCCAGCAGCAGCAGCAGCGACGAUAGCAAGAAGCGUCACAAGAGACGCUCUCGCUCGAACUCGCGCAACCGUGGCUACCAGUCCUCUAGACGAGGCAACUUCAGCGAAACCUCGCGCGACAUUUCUCUCGACUACAACACCAUGGCACUCAAGGCCCUCUGCAGGCGUACCGAUGGCUCUGAGCAUGAGGCCUAUCUGCAUCUCAACGACAUCCUCGGCAACCGCGACGGCAGAUUCGUUUGGGAAAGAAAUGGAAACUUCACAGGCAGCGUCAGGGAGGGCAAGAUCUGGUUGGCUGAGGGUGGAAGAGCUCUAUGUGCUGUACUCGGUGAUGGACGUGGUGGCUGGAAUGAGCAUGCCAACAUUGAAUUGGACGAGAAGAUCUCCAACGAGAACGGUCAAUUGGUGUACUUGGGUUAG
This is a messenger RNA of Aureobasidium uvarum, 1056 nucleotides long. The record is from the annotation of a GenBank genome assembly. Lineage: Eukaryota; Fungi; Ascomycota; Dothideomycetes; Dothideales; Saccotheciaceae.